Molecule: messenger RNA, 447 nt
Organism: Malassezia pachydermatis
Lineage: Eukaryota; Fungi; Basidiomycota; Malasseziomycetes; Malasseziales; Malasseziaceae
Product: maternal g10 transcript
Exons: 4
Coding region: 1-447 (148 amino acids)
Biological process (GO): mRNA splicing, via spliceosome
Cellular component (GO): spliceosomal complex; nucleus
Source: RefSeq, a predicted model, not a curated record
AUGCCACGUAUCCGCACGAGCCGCACACGGCCUCCGCCGGAGGGCUUCGAGGACAUUGAAGGCAUCCUGGAAGAGUAUGAGACCAAGAUGCGCGAUGCUGAGAACGAGUCGCAGGAAGGCAAACGCAAGGCGGAAGGUGUAUGGGGCAUCAUGCGCAUUACGCACAUGCGCUCGCGCUACAUUUACGACUUGUACUACAAACGCGAGGCCAUUUCACGCGAGUUGUACGACUGGCUCUUGGAACAGGGCUACGCGGACGCUGCAUUGAUUGCGAAGUGGAAACGUACUGGCUACGAAAAACUGUGUUGUGUACGAUGCAUCCAGUCCAGAGAUAUGAACUACGAGGGAUCUACCUGCAUUUGCCGUGUGCCCAAAGCGCAGCUGCGUCCGGGCACGUUUGUGGAAUGUGUGCAUUGUGGAUGUCGCGGCUGCAGCUCGGCUGAUUAA